CCCCGGCGUGAACUCCCACCAAAUACUCCCCCAAAAUUGACUGUCCGUCCUAGCCGCCGAACCAACCCACCACCGACGCAGCCGCUCCCAUUCCCGCUGCUGACCGACCGCUCCCUUCAGUUAACACUCAAGCAUACCUAAAUGAUCCCUCAAAUUCGACCGACCGCAAGCCCAGCCACUCCCGUCGCCAACUGACCGCCCCCGCCGAAGCGCUAACACGCAAUAGGUUCCUGAUUGUACCAAAAUGUGAGGCUGAGUCUUCGCCAUUGGAGCAGAGUACAAAUGAGGUGGAACCGGAGAAAAUUGGGAAUGUUUUGAAGCCAAAACAAACAAUUGAUGUUGAUGGAGAGCUAAACCUGCGGCCGCAGUCCCAAACCCUUCGUUUUUUCUUCCUCACUCUUUUCUUCCCUUUGUUUUUUCCCUUCCCGCCCCUCACUCUUUUCCUUCUUCCUAUUUCUGCGACACUCACGCAUCACCAUCAGCGACCGCUGUCACUUCUAGCCCCAAUCACCAAGGCCGCCAUUGCUAGCGCUGUUCAGAUCGGAAUGAGUCGCCAAUCAGCAAAUCCCUCCGCGGGCAAGCGGAGAAGGCCUGAAAGUGAACCGCAAGGUCGGGUAGAUGCCGAGCGUGUAAUCCUGAAUUUGAUCAAAGAUAAGAAGGAUUUGGGCAUUUGGUUAAGAGACAUCAAGCAAGAGUCAAAACUGCCCGAUCCUACUGUUAACAAAUCGCUCAAGUCAUUGAUUUCCAAGAACUUGAUUAAGGAGGUUGUCAACUUUCAAAAUAAAGGAAGGAAACACUAUAUGGCUUUCGAGUUCGAACCUUCUAAGGAAAUAACCGGAGGCGACUGGUACGUCAAUGGAGUCCUUGACCAAGAACUUAUUACUGUGCUUAAAAGGGUGUGCUUACAGUAUUUGGAGAGGAAGGUAAUUGCCGAUCUGGAGGAUGUUCACGAUGUGCUGAAGAGGAAAGGCAUAGUGAAUUUUACGAUUACUAGCCAGCAAGUCGAUGAGAUACUGAAUGCAAUGGUUUUGGACAAUGAUAUCAUAGAGGUCAAGAGCACAGGGGUGGGAGAUUAUCGUUUGAUUCCCAUUGGUAAAACAUGUUACAGAACUGCAAGCGGUGCUGGGGUUGUGAAACAUCUGAAAACGGGUGCAUUUGGUUCGAUCCCCUGCGGAGCCUGUCCCCGAAUUAGUGUGUGCACGCCUGAUGGGGUUAUCUCCCCAGCUACUUGUGUCUAUUAUACCAAAUGGCUCAACGUUGAUUUUUGAAGCUAGAUAGAUAUCUUUUGUGCACUUGCUCUUUGCUAUCUUGGAUUUGGAUUGGAAAGAUUUGGUUUGAGUUUUUUAGUUAAAUAAUGUUUGAUGCUAUGUUUUUUAAGAGGAAAAUAUGCUUCUUUUUUUUUUAAAAAAAAAAACGCAGGGUUCAAAUUAUAAAAUUUUGAAAAUUAUCCAAGUCGAAUAUUUUUGUGCAUUGUGUGCUAGUGAAACUUGUACAGGAAACACGGCCAAAUCAUUGAGCAGUCUGUUGUAUAGUCGCUUCUCUGCACAUUUGAAAUGAAUUCAAGCUACAACGUACGCAUUACAAGGUAUAUUGCUUUUACUUGAAUAUAUAUAUAUAUAUAUAUAUGUACAUAUGUUCGAUUUCAGUUGACAUGAGAGCAGAAUUCUUUGUAGAUCGCAAUUAAUUUGCUGCAGCUAUGAAUACUCAACUUGGCUUGUAUUGUCAUAUCUGCUUCACCUUCACAUGAUGUGUGAUUUAGAAAAAUUGCUAUGAAAUUUAUGCUGAAUAAAGCGUUUUUCAAGAGCACAGGAAAUGUUUGUUCAUAAAUUAGCUGCAUGCGUAUUUAGAUAUAAUGAAUUGAUUGAAUAAGAUAUUCUUGAAAUGAUUCAAGUAUACACAUCUCACUCAUCAUUUGCAUAUAUGAAAAUCAAUUCAAGUGUGCCCUCUCCAACUCCCUCAAGUUUUCUUGAGUCUGCUCAUUUCUGUAAAACCGAUUUUACUGACUUUGUGAUAUCAUCUUUCUUGAAUAACAAAGUACCUUUCGGAAUCAAUCUGUUUUGAUGAUUAUUUUUUAUUUGCCCGUGCUAGAAAAGCACCACAGCAGAACUCGAGUGGUGAAUGCAUAUUUUUCCCUAUUCAUUCUUGUUGGCAACAUAGAUGGAUAUGCUACUUUAUUAUUUAUUUUUUUGGUUUUUAUUGUUUUGAUAACGACUUGGAUAUGCUACUUGAUCCUAUAGUAACUGUGGUUCGAGAUUUUUCCCUUCACACUCAUUCAGGCCUGUUUAGUUAUCUGUGCUAAUUUGAAGUUGGAAUUCAUUCUUAAUACUGUUUUCAUUAUAGCUACUACUUUUUUUUAGUUUGUCAGUAGCCGACAAACUACCCCUCACUUACUAUGUCAUUGCAUUCCGGUGAAUAGACUUGUCGAAAUUCUUAUGUGGGAACUAUUUGGAACUCUUAAAUAUCUCCUAGGUUUUAUUUGGGUGAUUCUUCUCAUUGUUAUUGCUUUGUUCGAGUGGUUUCAUUUUCUUCUUUUUGACACUGAUUGGAUGGGCCGGGAAGCAUAUGACGCCCGGUAAGCCAAAUGUCUGGAAAAAUUAUGCUGAUGGAGUUGGAAGGGGCUCACUAGGUUUGAUGUUGAAUGUUUGGGAUCACAUUGGAAUUAUUGAAAGGCUGUUUCUAACAUUCUUAUGUCUCCUUGUUUCGAUGGAAUGCUCAUUAUAUUGAAAUGUUUGUCUCCUUUUUUUCUUUUUUUAUUUCUUUUGAUAAGCGAGAAUUUGCCGCUGCUAUCCUGCUCUGGGUAAAUUUUCGGCCGAACUUAAUAGUUUGUAAACUACGCCCGACAAGGCAAGUCACAUUAGGCGAACCAUGUGUGGUACGCAAAACCUGAAGACGUCGGGGUUCGAAUUCAUGACUUUACGGUCAUGAGUCCAUCUCUACACCAACAUGUCAUCUCUUACGGUAAUUAGGUUAAGUCGUGUUUUGUAAUUAGUUUAUAGGUGCGCGGAUCUCAUGUUGUACUAUAAAUAAAUAUGUUAGUGAUAUGUACCAUAGAUGAUGCUUACCUUAUGACAUACCAAAUGUGAUCUAUGUCCUUAGUUUA
Andrographis paniculata is the source of this 3100-nucleotide messenger RNA. RefSeq lists its product as uncharacterized. The record is from RefSeq and is a predicted model, not a curated record. The coding region runs from base 546 to 1268 and encodes 240 amino acids. NCBI's taxonomy places the organism in Eukaryota, Viridiplantae, Streptophyta, Magnoliopsida, Lamiales, Acanthaceae. Gene Ontology annotation, cellular component: RNA polymerase III complex. The transcript is spliced from 4 exons. Gene Ontology annotation, biological process: transcription by RNA polymerase III.